UAUGGUACGGUAUAAAAGUUUAUACUUACAGACUUAUUUGUACAGUUGUAUAUGAAGAUAUUUUGUUGGAAUGAUGAAGGAAAAAUUACUCAAAUAUGUUCAUUCAUUGGCUUCUCAAAUGCCAAUAUUAUUAGUUUUACUUGAUCUACAUUUUGAAGGUGUCGAAGGAGUGAAUAAGGCAGAAGGAAACAAACAUUUAACAUUAGGAAAUCAGUUACUUCAUGCAGGACAACUUGCAGAUGCUUUAACACAAUAUCAUUCUUCAAUAGAUAAUGAUCCCAAUAAUUAUCAAGCAUAUUACAUGAGGGCCACUGUGUAUUUAGCAAUGGGACGGUCAAGAACUGCUCUUCCAGACCUUGAUCAGGUGAUCAGUCUUCAACCAAAUUUUAUAAAAGCCAGAUUACAGAGGGGAAAUUUAUAUUUGAAAAUGGGAAGAUUUAAUGAUGCACAGAUUGAUUAUGAAGCAGUGUUAAGUCAAGAAGAUAAUGCAGAUGCCAAAGCAAAGGUGGAAGUAAUUCGACCACUGAGAAGAAACAUUAACCAAGCGGCUCAAUCAUUUCAAUCAAAGGAUUAUCGACAAGUUGUCAAUUACAUGAAAGAAGUUAUUGAGACUUGUCCAUGGAAUGCUGAAUUUCGUGAAACAAGAGCGAUGGCACAUGAAGGGCUCGGUGAUCUUAGAAGUGCAAUUUCCGAUUUGAAACCUACCACAACAUUACGAUUGGAUAACACCGCUGGAUAUUUAAAAAUCAGUAUAUUGUAUUAUCGUCUUGGUGAUAUUGAACAAUCGUUAGAUGAAAUUCGUGAAUGUCUCAAACUUGAUCCCGAUCAUAAAGAAUGUUAUGCUCAUUACAAAAAUGUAAAAAAACUUUUCAAAACUGUGGAAUCUGGAAGGAAAUUUAUGAAUGAAGAAAGAUGGGAUGACGCUAUUGGUAAAUUUACAAAAGCUCUUCAACAGGAACCAAGAAUUCCAGCAUUUAAUCUCGAAAUAAAACUCAGAAUAUGCGAAAGUUAUGUAAAAAAAGCAUCACCUAUUGAAGCUUUAGCUGCAUGUAAAGAUGUUUUAAAAUAUGAUAGCCACAAUAUACCGGCUAUAUUUUUAAUAUCGGAAGCUUAUACAUUAAAUUCACAAUAUCAAGAAGCCGUUGAUAUUUUACAAGAGGCGAGUCAAAUCGAUGAAAAUUAUCCAGGUUUAAAUGACAAAAUUAAGCAAGCUCAAAAAUUAUUGAAACAAUCUCAAAAGAGGGAUUAUUAUAAAAUUUUGGGAGUUUCAAGAAAUGCAAGGAAACGUGAAAUUGAGAAAGCAUAUAGAAACUUAGCCCGUCAAUGGCAUCCUGAUAAUUUUAAAACAGAAGAAGAGAAAAAAUCAGCAGAAUCGAAAUUUAUUGAUCUUGCUGCUGCAAAAGAAGUUUUAACUGAUCCUGAAAAAAGGAGAAAAUUUGAUUCUGGUGUCGAUCCGUUGGAUCCAGAAGAACAAAACGGUGGCGGACAUCAUGGUCAUGGUUUUCAUUUCAAUCCUUUCGGAGGUGGUGGAUUUAAAUUUCAUUUCGGUGGAAAUCCUUUCCAUGAUCAUGAGGAAUUUUAGUUUUUUCUUUGCGAUUACUCAAUUACAUGGCAGUGCUGCUAGAGAAUUUUCAUCAGGAACUCCUUCGAGCAAAAAUAUUCUGCUGAUACUGUGCCAACAAUGAUCAACUGUCUUUAUCUAUGAAAUUCUACAUCUCUAGAAACAAAGAAAUUGUGUUUCUGGUGCAUAUGUUACUUCUCAUUAAGUUGACUUAAAUGGUGUUUUUU
This is a messenger RNA of Styela clava, 1788 nucleotides long. Lineage: Eukaryota; Metazoa; Chordata; Ascidiacea; Stolidobranchia; Styelidae. The record is from RefSeq and is a predicted model, not a curated record.